AUGGAGAAACAAAUUGAGUCUGGAGUAGUGGAGGUAACAUCCUACCCCACAUGGCUAGCCAAUAUAGUCCCGGUGCCCAAGAAAGACGACAAGAUAAGAAUCUGCGUGGAUUAUCGAGAUCUAAACAAAGCUAGCCCAAAGGAUAAUUUUUCGCUCCCUAAUAUCCACAUACUCAUAGACAAUUGUGCCAAGCACGAGCUACAAUCGUUUGUGGAUUGUUUCGCCGGCUACCAUCAGAUCUUGAUGGACAUGGAGGACGCGGAAAAAACAUCUUUCAUCACCCCAUGGGGAGUGUACCACUACAGGGUAAUGCCCUUCGGCCUCAAGAAUGUCGGUGCGACAUACAUGAGAGCAAUGACUACCAUUUUCCAUGACAUGAUCCACAGAGAGAUUGAGGUCUAUGUGGAUCAUGUCAUUAUCAAAUCAAGAGAAAGUUCGGAGCAUACCACACAUUUGAGGAAAUUCUUCAAUAGACUUCGGAAGUUUAAUUUGAAAUUGAAUCCCGCCAAGUGUGGGUUUAGGGUACCGGUUGGAAAAUUUCUAGGAUUUAUAGUCAGUCGAAGAGGUAUAGAGCUAGACCCAACAAAGAUCAAAGCAAUCCAGGAAUUGCCUCCCCCUCAAACCAAGAAAGAAGUCAUGAGCUUCCUGGGAAGGCUAAAUUACAUCGGACGGUUCAUAGCUCAAUCCACCAUCAUUGUAGAACCCAUCCUCAAGCUUUUGAAGAAGGAUGCUCCUACAAAAUGGACGGAGGAAUGCCAAGAGGCAUUCGACACUAUUAAGAGAUAUUUGUCCAACCCACCAGUCCUAGUACCACCAAGGCCGGGAAGUCCUUUGCUGUUGUACUUGUCGGUUGCUGAAAAGGCAUUCGGAUGCGUGUUGGGACAACACGAAGAAGAAGGGACAAGGGAGCGCGCCAUUUAUUAUCUGAGCAAAAACAUUACGGCCUGCGAGGCUAGAUACACGCUGGUGGAAAAGACUUGCUGUGCUCUAACUUGGGUAGCUCAGAAAUUAAGGCACUACUUGUCCUCAUAUACCACUCACCUCAUAUCCAAGAUGGAUCCUUUAAGGUAUAUAUUCCGUCAGCCCAUGCCCAUCGGGAAGUUGGCCAAGUGGCAGAUGCUGUUAAGUGAAUUUGACAUCGUAUACAUAGCACAGAAGGCCAUCAAGGGACAGGCUUUGGCUGAUUUGCUAGCCGCAAGCCCGGUGGAUGAAGAACUUGAACCACUUCAUACCCAUUUCCCGGACGAAGGAGUGUUGGCCAUAGAAGAAGGAGCAGCAGAAUCCUAUACCGGCUGGAAAUUAUUCUUUGACGGAGCAGUGAAUUACAAAGGUUCCGGAAUCGGAGCGGUCCUGAUAUCAGAAAAUGGGCAACACUAUCCCAUGGCCGCCAAGCUCAAAUUCCAUUGUACCAACAACAUGGCCAAGUACGAAGCCUGCAUACUAGGCCUCAGAAUGGCGUUGGACAUGGACAUCGAUGAACUGUUAGUCAUUGGAGAUUCCGACUUGUUGAUUCAUCAAGUACAAGGAGAAUGGGCCACUAAAAGUGAAAAGAUCUUACCAUAUGUGAACUUGGCACAAAGAUUGUGCAAGAAGUUCAAAAAGAUUGAGUUUCGACAUACGCCAAGAGCUCAGAAUGAAUUUGCUGAUGCACUGGCCACCAUAGUAUCAAUGAUCCAGCAUCCUGAAAGCAGUCACAUCGACCCGCUAAGGAUAAGUCUGAAAGAAGAACAUGCCCACUGUUGCCAUGUGGAAGCCGAGCCAGAUGGCAAGCCGUGGUACACCGACAUCAAAAUAUACCUGGAAGGACAGGAAUACCCUGAAAGCAUUACAAAUGGACAAAAGAAGACCAUUCUAAGAAUGGCAAAUAGUUUCUUCCUAAACAAAGAAGUGCUAUACAAACGGACGCCGGAUUUGGGCUUGCUCAGAUGUGUAGAUGCCGGCGAAGCCACCAAACUUCUAGAAGAAGUACAUGCGGGAACAUGUGGACCCCACAUGAAUGGAUUCGUACUAGCAAAGAAGAUUCUGCGAGCUGGAUAUUAUUGGAUGACUAUGGAGAGUGACUGCUGCAAGUAUGUGCAAAGGUGCCAUCAAUGCCAAAUCCACGGUGAUCUAAUUAGAGUCUCUCCAAGUGAGCUUAACGUUAUGAGUUCACCAUGGCCUUUCGUCGCCUGGCGCAUCGAUGUUAUUGGACCCAUUGAACCCGCAGCCUCGAAUGGCCACUGUUUCAUUUUGGUUGCCAUUGACUAUUUCACCAAGUGGGUGGAAGCAACAUCCCACAAAUCAGUAACAAAGAAAGUAGUGGCAGACUUUGUGCGAAACCACAUCAUAUGCAGAUUCGGUGUACCCGAGUCCGUCAUAACAGACAAUGGAGCGAAUCUGAAUAGCCACCUGAUGAAGGAUAUCUGUGAGCAAUUCAAGAUCACCCAUCGAAACUCAACAGCUUACCGGCCGCAAAUGAACGGAGCCAUAGAAGCAGCCAACAAAAAUAUCAAGAGGAUAUUGAGGAAGAUGAUUGAUAAUCAUAAAGGUUGGCACGAGCAGUUGCCUUAUGCCUUAUUGGGAUACCGUACCACGACCAGGACUUCAACAGGAGCGACGCCAUAUUUGUUGGUCUACGGGACUGAAGCAGUCAUACCCGCUGAAGUUGAGAUACCUUCCCUAAGAAUCAUUCAGGAAGCGGAAUUGGACAAUGCCGAAUGGGUCCGAGCUCGUUAUGAGCAAUUGGCUUUGAUUGAUGAGAAAAGAAUGGUCGCCGAUAGUCACGGUCAAUUAUAUCGGCAAAAGAUGGCGAGAGCCAUCAACAAACGAGUCAGAAACGGGCUUUUUUAG
Molecule: messenger RNA, 2829 nt
Organism: Lycium ferocissimum
Lineage: Eukaryota; Viridiplantae; Streptophyta; Magnoliopsida; Solanales; Solanaceae
Exons: 1
Coding region: 1-2829 (942 amino acids)
Biological process (GO): DNA integration
Molecular function (GO): nucleic acid binding; RNA-DNA hybrid ribonuclease activity
Source: RefSeq, a predicted model, not a curated record